This is a messenger RNA of Arachis stenosperma, 1181 nucleotides long. RefSeq names its product protein FLX-like 1. NCBI's taxonomy places the organism in Eukaryota, Viridiplantae, Streptophyta, Magnoliopsida, Fabales, Fabaceae. Bases 66 to 926 code for a protein of 286 amino acids. The record is from RefSeq and is a predicted model, not a curated record. The transcript has 4 exons.
AUUUUCUCCCUAAGAAGUAGAGUGAGUUCUCACACUGAAAAUACAUAACCUAUCCAGAAAAGAACAUGGCGGGGCGCAAGCCCAUAGGGUCUUCCCACCCUCGCCUCGACGUCAACCACCGUCUCCCCCACCCUUCCUCCUCCGCCGCCGCACGCGCCCUCCCUAUCGCCGUCCUCGAGGAACGCGUCGAAGCUCGCCACCGUCAGAUCCAGUCCCUCCUCGUUGACAACCAGCGCCUCGCCGCUACCCACGUCGCCCUCAAGCAGGACCUCGCCGCUACACAGCUCGACCUCCGCCGUAUCUCCUCCGUCUCCGCGGAACUCAAGGCUGAACGCGACGCCGAGGUACGCCGGAUCUACGAGAAGUCUCUUAAACUCGACACCGAUGCUCGCGCUGUCGCCGCCAUGUCCGCCGAGCUCGACCAGGUCCGCGCCGAAGCUCGUGAGCUCGCCUCCGCCGGUGAGGAACUCGCCGCGAAGCUCAGCUCCGUCGAGAGUGACCUCGCCAGGGCGCGUGCUGAGGCUCAGGUCGUGCCAGCGAUCAAGGCUGACAUAGAGAUCGUUCGCCGCGAAAUUCAGCGAGGAAGGAAUGCUGUUGAACUCGAGAAGAAGACAUAUGCUGCCAAUCUUGAGCAAAGACGAACAAUAGACAACAACAUGAUUAUUAUGGCCCCUGAAAUUGAGAAGUUGCGUACUGAGCUGGCUAAUGCAGAAAAGAGGGCGAGGGCUGAAAUUACUGAAGCUAGAAACCCAAGUCCUGGAUAUGUUGCAACUCACAAUCCAGAGGUGGGACAUGGAGGAAUGUCAUUUCCUCCUGAUUCAUAUAGCAUGCAUCAGAUUCAACAGGGGGUUGAUGGUCAUCAUCAAUAUGCAUCUGGAACACUACAUCAUCCAUAUGACAUGCAGCAUACACAUGUGCCUAGAUAGCAACCAACAAUGUUUCAUUCUUGAAAGAAGAGAACGGAAACUAUGUAAAGGAAAACUUCAAACAGGUGAUGCCACCUUGUUUUCUGAAAGAAACUAACGAAAUAACAAAUCUAUUUUUCUGAUAUCUUAAGAUAGUCAUUAGUUCCUAAGCUUGUAUAUAUGUGUUGUUGUUGAUUCUUAAAAAAAAUCUUACAAUCCAACAUCUUAAUAGUUUACAAUUGAAGACAAACUGUAUUUAAUGUCUGCCAUUAUUCU